Messenger RNA from Prosopis cineraria, 1347 nucleotides. RefSeq names its product LRR receptor-like serine/threonine-protein kinase EFR. The record is from RefSeq and is a predicted model, not a curated record. Bases 1 to 1347 code for a protein of 448 amino acids. Gene Ontology annotation, molecular function: protein binding. The transcript has 8 exons. NCBI's taxonomy places the organism in Eukaryota, Viridiplantae, Streptophyta, Magnoliopsida, Fabales, Fabaceae.
AUGGGAAACCUUUGCUUUCAUUUCUUCUCCAUUUUCUCCAUGCUUUGUCUCAUGGUUUGCCAAUCUUUAUGCCAUUUCAAUUUUACCCUCGAUGGAUUGGCACUUCUUGCUUUCAGAUCUUCUAUUAGAGACCUUUACAAUCACUUGAAGAAUUGGUUCAACUCAUCAUCUUCCUACUGCAAGUGGUUUAGAGUCACAUGUGAUUCUAACAAUGAGAGAGUAAGAAUCCUAAGUCUUCCUGAGAUGGGUCUUAAGGGCACCUUACCCUCACAAAUUGGAAAUCUAUCCUUCUUAGAAAAACUUGAACUACAAAGCAACAACUUUCAUGGUGGGCUUCCAAAAGAUUUUGGAGGUCUCAUUCCUCUAAGCAUAUGGAAUUUGUCUAAGUUGGAGACCUUGAAUUUGAAGUCUAAUUCUAUCAAUGGAUCUAUUCCGGUGGAUAUUGGAAGACUUCAACACUUGAAAUUUUUAAGCAUUUCUCGAAACAUGCUUUUAGGAAGUAUACCUCCAAUUAUCUCUAACUUAUCAUCACUUGAGCACAUCUCUUUGUCUGUCAACUUCUUAGAAGGCAAUAACCUCCAAGGAAAUAUUCCCAAUGAAAUUAUAAGUCUUGCAAAUCUGAAGAUGAUGAGCCUAAGGGUUAAUCAGCUAUCUGGCCCCAUACCAAGAGGCAUUGGAAACUUGACUGUGCUUCAACAGUUGUAUCUUGAUACCAAUAAUUUAGAAGAAAAUGGACUUGUUGGAAUUGUUUCAACAAAAGUUGAUGUGUAUAGUUAUGGAAUAAUACUAAUGGAAGUGUUCACAAGGAAAAAGCCAACAAAAGUCUUCUUGUCAACCUUCGGUGUCAGCCAAACGCCGAAACUUAACCUUGGCAUCCACUGCCAUCCCGACGGCGACACCUGCACCGUCUUUGGCUCCGAGCUUAAUGCCAGCCAAAGUCAAUGGUUGCUCAAUAUCUUCGGGACCACUUCCCCAAGGGAAAGUUCUGACUCAAGGCCCUUGGGCAACAUUGUUUUGGAUGGCGUCAACUUCGACAUUAAGACUAGCAAUGGGAAGCACUGGGACAAGCUGGCUAGAGCUUUGAAGAAUUUUGACCAGCAACUGAUUCUCUCGGUGGCACCGCAAUUUCUACAACAACGCUCCGUGUCACUACAAUGGAGAGACACUAACAAUCUUUUGACCACUUGGAACCAAUGGACCGCCGUGCAGGCCGAUCAGGUGUUCUUGGGGGUUCCAACAUUGGUGGGUGUGGUGGCAAACGGUGGGUUUCUUCCAACGGACGUGAUGAUUUCUCAGGUUCUUCCAGCAUUCAAUCAGUCUUCCAAGUACGGUAGAGUUAUGAUCUAG